UGUUACUCGCGAUGACGACCGCUGAACUCAAACAACAUCCUUAAAAAUGUAGAACACCAUCACGAUAAUGAUUAUGAACGAAGGGUCGUAUUCUUAUGACGUAGUUAACGAACUCUUCAAGCCGAUAGAAGAAUUGGGAUGGUUGUUCGUCAAUGUUUUUUGGGGAAAAGAGUCGGUAAUUGUUAAUAAUUGUUAUUACUGCAUGACUGUGGAAGAUGUUAUUUUACUAGUUGGAACUUUCGUAGCGUUCGUCGCAUUUAUCCUUUGGUGUUGUUUUCCGGUAAUACCAAGAGACGGAAAACCAUUAUUUCAAGUCCGCAGUGAUGCUUUUUACAGAGAAUUUUGCACCAGAGAAGACCGAUAUAACGAAAUUCGACAAAAAAAUUAGUUUGCCUAAGAAACUUCAAAAUCUAAAGAUUAACUCAUUGUACAAACUCAUUAUUAAAUAAAAAUCACAUAUCGUUAAACUUGUAACAAUUGUGAACAUUGUUGAAAAACCUGAAAGGCUUCCACAAUUCGAAAUAUGUAUGAUAGUCCCCUGCUUUAAAUUUUGUACGCAAUUAAACAAUUUUUGGAAAAUAGAAAAAGUUUCAAAUAUGUUAUAUUUUAAAAUGUUGUUAUAAAUAUCGUAAAAACCUUUGUUAAUUUUCAUUUCUUACACGAAUAUUUAUUUGAAGUACUUAAUUUUAAAUUAUAUUUUUUCUUAAACUCCUGUGAUCAAAUACCUACAUACUUAUAAAUAAAAACAUA
Cylas formicarius (sweet potato weevil) is the source of this 750-nucleotide messenger RNA. RefSeq lists its product as uncharacterized. Lineage: Eukaryota; Metazoa; Arthropoda; Insecta; Coleoptera; Brentidae. Bases 68 to 388 code for a protein of 106 amino acids. The record is from RefSeq and is a predicted model, not a curated record. The transcript is spliced from 2 exons.